Messenger RNA from Dracunculus medinensis (Guinea worm), 462 nucleotides. The record is from the annotation of a GenBank genome assembly. Lineage: Eukaryota; Metazoa; Nematoda; Chromadorea; Rhabditida; Dracunculidae.
UUUAUGUUAUUUAUUUGGGGAUACCGUAUAUCAAUUAGUUCACAAUCUAUAUUUGCUUAUUUUCGGCUAACUAUUGAUUGCUCUUCAAUAACUGAAACAGAUCAAUGCUUAUUGGUUGCACGUAACGCGAAAAUUUCACGAGACCCUAAAAAAUAUAAAUGUCGUCGUGAACCAAUGCCACAAAAUGAAUGGAAUAAAUUAGCACGAAAUUCUCCUACCCGGUUAGCUUGUCCUAUUGGAUGCGAACCGAACGCUGAUUUAUCUGUAAGUUUAUCUGUUCUAGUAAAAACACCGAAGAAUAAUCCUUCAUGCCAAAAAUAUUAUACCUAUGGUAAGUAUCGCGAUCAAAAAGAAGGUGAGUGGUAUCUGUGGUUAACAGAUCCUUGUAGAACAAAUAUAACUACAUGGUGUAGAUUUAAAGAUAUACCAUUUUAUGUUCAUAAAGAAAAACUUAGUAAUUAA